CGUUCAAUCUCGGCAUGAAUCGUGUAUGUCAGUUGCUGUCAAAUCGUUUGCUUCGUCGGAGUGGAGUCGAUCCAGUUUUUUGUGUUGCAAGGGAAAGUCAAAUUUUCAUCACGAAUUCUCUUCGGAAUUUCAGGUAUUACGUGCUCCUGGUAAAUUAUCCUCGUGGCGGCCUAUCAUGAGAGGCGGGCUCCCAUCCCGCAAAUAAAGGAAUCCCAUUCACGGCAUCAUAGUACCGCUUCUACAAUGGACCCGAAAAAGUCAUCGAAAGACCUCUCCCGAAAGCACAAGCGCAAUCGUCAUCCAUCAUCAUCAGAGACGUCGAGUUCAGAUUCAGAAACUGCAUCAAGCAGCGAUACGAAUUCUUCGUCGAGUGCCGACAAAAAGACUUCAUCACGUAAGAAGAUAAAAAAAUCACGUGCAAUGCGAGCAUCAAGCAGUUCAUCAGAUGACGAAAGACAAAGAAAACGCGAGAAGCAUGCCUGUCACAAAAAACUCGAGGCCAAGAAAUUGCACUUGAAACGAAAACUUAAAGAAGCCAAAGCCAAAAAGAGAACUGCAUCGCCGAGUAUGCGUCGUAGAAGUCCUAGUCCACAGAAAGUUCGAAAAUUGGUCGUGAGUGUGCCAAAUGAGAAAAAACAUCACAGUUCCUCCUCGAAGGAUCGUUUACGUGAAAAAGAGCGAGAACGUGAAAGGGAGCAACGUGAGCGGGAACGUGAAAAGGAGCGAGAGCGUGAAAAAGAACGUGAAAAACUUAGAAUGAGGGAGCGUGAACGUUUGCGAAGCAGAUCCCCGAAAAGAGUGAAAUCAAGAUCACCGAAAUCUUCCCGUUGUCGUGAUAUGAAAAGGAAGUCACCGAUUGAAAAACACCAACACCACUUGUCUCCACGGGAAAAAAUAGUAUGUCAAUCUAGACGCGAGCGAAGUCCUUUGGACCGGAAAAAAGACGUAAGGCGACAGCACGAAAGUCGGGAACGCGAACGACGUGAAAGGGAGAGAAUAGAACGAGAAGCAGCCCGGAAUAAAGAGCGUGAAGAGGCACUUGCCCGCUGUCAGGAACGGCAAAGGGAGCGUGAGCGCUUGGCAGCUAAGGAGAAGACUCGUCGAGAGAAAGAGAAGGAAUACAAAAGCGAUCGCCUACUUCCUCGACCAGCAGAAAGAGAAAUGGCAAUUGCUGCCGCUCGCGCGGGGAGUCGCGAACGGUCUUUUGAAGCAGAUCCGAGACGUAUACAUACAGCACAUCGCGACGUUCGCGGUGAUCCAACAUAUGACCGAGCUUACGAACGGGAGCGAGAAUAUCUAGCCCAUGAGCAUAGGCUGGAACGUGACGAUCGCCGUGAACUCGAUCGCGAACGUGAUUAUUUGGCUUUACGUCGACGAGAAGCUAUUAGUCCACAAAGACUGCGAGAUUAUCCAGAGAGAAUACGCCCAUCUGAACGUGAUCUGUACCCCGAAGAGCCACGAUAUGAACGGGAGCGAGUAUACGCUGCGAGAGGAUACACUUCUGAAGACUUGCAUCACAGGGAAAGAAACUGGGAACGAGAACAUGAUAUUACUCCACGUGAUCCACGCGAUCGCGAGUUAGACCAUUACGCGAUUGAAAGACAACCAGUUGCCAGAGAGUGGGAAGCUGAAGCGGAUUGGCCUCCCCAAGACCAUGCGCAAUGGGAGGAAUCCUGGCCACGAGGUGAACCUGCAGAGGAAAAUUGGGAUACAGAAGAAGGUUAUCAAGGUGUAGCGCCUGAUUGGGAGGAUCGACGAUUAAAUACGGACUUGCCACCCAGAGAUGAUCAUCUGAAAACUCAUGGCUCCAGACGGUGGCCAUCAGAUUGGCGUGGCGGUGUCAACGAAGAGCGACAUGCCACUGGAAGCUUCAGACACGGAGGAGCAACAACAACAAGUUCACAACCAAUUGAAUACUCUCAUGAGAGGACAGAAACUAUGUAUCGCGGGCGGCAUCAUCAGCAGCAUGGACAUCAUUCUUCGACUGGUGGAAGUGGCUACCAUCAUCCUAGACCACUUUUUCCAUCCAAGCGGCAGAUGACGUACACAAAUCCCAAUCAAGGCGUUCAUUCGGCAUCUACUUCAUCCUCAGUAAAUGCUUCAGCUGUUCCAGGGACAGCAAAUGUAAAUUCUUCAAUAACUGCAAACAUACCAUCUUUAAUGGCGACCGAGAUACCUAAUCCUAUGGAGGAGGAAGCAAAGGCGGCGGCGGCAGCUGAAGUGAAACCACAAGAAGUUGAACCCGCAAAACCGGAAGAGCCUCCUGCAGUUAUCACGCAACCACCCAAAGAAGCUAGUGCUCCGGAUACAACUGCGAUUUCUCCACAGCCUCCAGACGCAGAAGCAGAAGAACCCAUCCCUGACGACUUAAGCGAGAUUAGUGAUGAUGCGGAUGAAAUUUUGAACAAAGUUGAAGAAGUUCAAGAACCUGCACCUGAAAACCCACAACCAGAACCUGAAAAGGGCGAACAAACAACAACCUCGGAAGAUCCUGCUCAGACUACAACUGAAACUGUCGCAGAGAAGGAAGCCAAAUCCGCUGAAGCACUGUCAGAUAAAGAAUCUCGAACAGAAGCUGAAGAUACUCCGAAGCAGGCUGUGGAACAACAAGCGCAACCAGUCGCAAAUGAUGACAAAAACGAUCUUUUGGAUUUCGAAGAAAUUUCCGAUGGAGAGUGGGAAGAAGACUCCCGUUCUAAGAACCUUGGUGACGCGCUGGGCGUGGACUGGGCCUCGUUAGUGGAGGAGUCAAAAAAUCGCGAAAGUUUGACAGAAAAACAAACAACAGCAAAACAGAAAUGGCAGCCUCAUAGGAUCAUUCUAGAUGUUGGUAUAUCAGUUAAGGCUGCUGGGGUAGAAUUCGCAGCCAAAACUCUACAAGAGUGCAAGCAACAACUUAACGAGGAACUCGUCAAGGAAGAGAUCAAAUCGGAACCCAACAUCAAGUUGGAAAAUGACGAAAAUACUCAGAAACCUGUGGUGGAUACGAAGAUCAAAGUAGAAAAUGAUUCAUCGAUGACAGGGAGCAUUCUGAAUCCGGAGACUAUCGCCUGUGUACAGGUUGAACAAGCUAAGAAGGUAGAUCUUAAGGAGAAUCUUAUAUUCAAUGCUUGUGGACGUAACAGUAGAGCGCUUAGUGCUCGAAUGGAUUUGAAGAGGAGACGGCAGAUGUGCGGUUUGCCGGUACGCGAAGUUAAUUGUACAUAUGCUCCUAGUGAGUAUCUAAAGAAAUUGGCAAUGGAUACGUUUUUGAAGACCAUGCAACAGCGUGGCGAGAAUUUAGUAACUAGUGCUUGUAAGUGAUAUGCAGAAAUGUAGCAGUUGGGUUGAAAAGUUCGUACGCUAGCACACAGAUGGCGUUACUAGUAUCAAAUCCAUAUGAUUUUUAGUUAGCCCUAAGUUUCAGAAGACGCGUAUACAAAUUUGGCAACUGCCGGACAGUUGGUUCGUGGAAUAGAGCAUUUUGAGUGAAA
Messenger RNA from Hermetia illucens (black soldier fly), 3473 nucleotides. It is a transcript of the gene Flacc, whose product is annotated as fl(2)d-associated complex component. Gene Ontology annotation, cellular component: RNA N6-methyladenosine methyltransferase complex. The transcript is spliced from 2 exons. The coding region runs from base 244 to 3303 and encodes 1019 amino acids. The record is from RefSeq and is a predicted model, not a curated record. NCBI's taxonomy places the organism in Eukaryota, Metazoa, Arthropoda, Insecta, Diptera, Stratiomyidae.